Messenger RNA from Physcomitrium patens, 2306 nucleotides. Its product is annotated as putative methylenetetrahydrofolate reductase (NADH). Gene Ontology annotation, cellular component: cytosol. The record is from RefSeq and is a predicted model, not a curated record. Gene Ontology annotation, biological process: tetrahydrofolate interconversion. Gene Ontology annotation, molecular function: FAD binding; methylenetetrahydrofolate reductase [NAD(P)H] activity. NCBI's taxonomy places the organism in Eukaryota, Viridiplantae, Streptophyta, Bryopsida, Funariales, Funariaceae.
AUCACAUCGCAACGCAACGCAGGUCGCCGGCCCCCCAACGCGGCCCCACUCGGCGCGCUCCCAUAACACUUGCCGUGGCACUCACCUGGCCGGCAUUUGUUCGCUCGCAGAUUCCGUAUUGCCUGCUCCCCUCCUCCUCUCGUGUCGUCUUCCUCUCCACUCCCCAGCUGAUCCAGGGAGUGAAGGGUGCUCUGCCGCCAUGAAGGUCAUUGACAAGAUCAACAAUGGCCUCGCCGGAGGCAAUGUGGUGUUCUCCUUCGAGUUUUUCCCUCCGAAGACCGAGGAAGGAGUCGAGAAUCUGUUCGACCGAAUGGAUCGCAUGGUCAUGCACCAGCCUGCGUUUUGUGACAUCACCUGGGGAGCUGGAGGGUCGACCUCCGCUGUCACCCUCGACAUUGCCAACAAGAUGCAGAACAUGAUUUGUGUCGAAACCAUGAUGCAUCUUACCUGCACCAACAUGCUGGUGGAGACGCUCGAUGGUGCGCUUGACAGCGUCAAAUCUAAUGGGAUUCAGAACAUUCUUGCUCUGCGUGGUGAUCCACCACACGGCCAGGACAAAUUCGUAACCAUCGAAGGAGGGUUUUCCUGCGCAUUAGAUCUGGUGAGACACAUCCGAGCCAAGUACGGUGAUUAUUUUGGAAUUACCGUCGCUGGAUACCCUGAGGCUCAUCCUGAGGUGAUCGGCGAAGACGGAGUUGCAAGCGAGGAGGCGUACCAGAAGGACCUGGCUUAUCUGAAAGAAAAGUGUGACGCAGGUGGAGAAGUCAUUAUCACCCAGCUGUUUUAUGAUACCGAUAUCUUUUUGAAAUUUGUGAAUGAUUGUCGUCAAAUUGGUAUCAAGGUGCCCAUUGUACCUGGUAUCAUGCCCAUUCAAAAUUACAAGGGCUUUCUCCGCAUGACCACCUUGUGCAAGACCAAGGUGCCAGCUGAAAUCAUGGCUGCACUAGAACCUAUCAAAGACAACGACGAAGCAGUGAGAGCGUAUGGGAUCCACCUAGGCACAGAAAUGUGCAAGAAGAUCCUGGCGCAUGACAUCAGGACAUUGCACUUGUACUCCUUGAAUUUGGAGAAAUCAGUUCUUGGCAUUUUACAGAACCUGGGGUUGAUCGACUUCAGCAGGGUUUCUCGUCCUCUACCGUGGAGGCCUCCAACUAACAGCAAGCGUACAAAGGAGGACGUGCGUCCUAUUUUCUGGGCCAACCGACCUAGAAGCUACAUUUCACGAACCACCAGCUGGGACGAUUUUCCUCGUGGAAGGUGGGGAGAUACCGCCAACCCUGCUUACGGCAGCUUCAGCGAUCAUCAGUUCACCAGGAAGAAGACCCGUAGCAAGAAGUUGCAGAAGGAAUGGGCGGUGCCCUUGAACUCAUCUGAAGAUGUGAAUGCGAUUUUUGCGAAGUAUUGCCAAGGAACUCUGAGCACGCACCCAUGGUCGGAGUUGGAGGGACUGCAGCCGGAGACCGUGCAGAUUAAUGAGAAGCUCGUUGCUCUUAAUCAGGGAGGGUUCUUGACGAUCAACAGUCAGCCUGCGGUCAAUGGCGAAAAGUCGGAUUCCCCGAGCGUGGGAUGGGGAGGUCCAGGUGGUUAUGUCUACCAGAAGGCAUAUGUUGAAUUUUUCUGUUCACCUGAGAAGCUUCAAGCCGUCAUUGAGAAGGCAAAGACGAGUCCAUCCUUGACUUACAUUGCAGUGAAUGCCAAGGGAGAGACCAAGUCCAACGUCGGUCCUACCAGUGUGAAUGCUGUCACAUGGGGCGUUUUCCCUGCCAAGGAAGUGAUUCAACCAACAGUAGUUGAUCCAGUGAGUUUCAUGGUAUGGAAGGACGAGGCCUUCCAAGCUUGGGAUCAAGAAUGGGCUUCGCUUUACCCUGAAGAUGAUGCCUCACGCAAGAUUCUCUCUGAGAUCAAGAGCUCAUACUUCCUGGUCAGCAUGGUGGACAACGACUACAUUAACGGCGAUCUUUUCUCUGUCUUUGCCUGAAUGAAACUUGAACACCAAUCUACACAUGUGGGAUGAUGUGUAGAAAAUAUCAUUUCUGUGUCUGGUUGGAACACUGCAUGUCAGACGCCUGAAGUAGGUGAAAAAUGGAUUGAGAGAAAGGAUAUCUGAAAUUCAUGAUAUUUUAGUUUGAACUAGACAAGUGCAAUUUGCUUCUGCACUUAGUUCUCUAGAUGAGCUCAUGUCUAAAUUUAAAAUUGGAAGUAACUGUUCUUUUAUCUAAAAUGUUGUAACAAUCAAUCUAUUCAGUAGUCAUUACCGGCAGUGCCAUUUGUUUUCAUGAUUUUUAAACAGGAUAUAUUUUUGAACA